CCCCUUGCAACCGCCGCCUUGCAGGAUCCGGUGCUGCUGCCCGACAGCCGCACCACCCUGGAUCGUUCCACCAUCGAACGCCACCUCAUGUCCAGCAGCACAGACCCAUUCAGCCGUGCCCCGCUGUCCAAGGAGCAGCUCAUCUCCAACCACGAGCUGCGGCAGCAGAUUGAGGCCUGGCUGCAGCAGCACCCGCACCACAGC
This is a messenger RNA of Chlorella variabilis, 204 nucleotides long. RefSeq lists its product as hypothetical. The transcript has 2 exons. The annotation marks the transcript as partial. Gene Ontology annotation, biological process: protein polyubiquitination. Gene Ontology annotation, cellular component: cytoplasm; nucleus; ubiquitin ligase complex. NCBI's taxonomy places the organism in Eukaryota, Viridiplantae, Chlorophyta, Trebouxiophyceae, Chlorellales, Chlorellaceae. Gene Ontology annotation, molecular function: ubiquitin-ubiquitin ligase activity. The record is from RefSeq and is a predicted model, not a curated record.